ACUGGGUCCGUCUCGCCGCCUGCUCGCUCUGCACAUGGCGUCGAUCAAGUGCCGCUGUGGCGCGGUGUCGGUCGCAUUUGCCUGCGAAAAGCCCAUCCACCAGCUCGAGUGCUGCUGCGUCGACUGCUACAGCAAGAACGUCUGGGCGUACAAAAAGGCCAGCGCUCCGCUGCCGAGCGGCGUGACGGGCGUCCACGGUGAGGGCAAGCCGCUCGACCUGCGCUACUGGCCAAAUAAGCUCGCCGUGACGGGCAAGGAAAAGCUCGCCUUCAACAGACUCCGCGACGACGCGGCCUCCAUCAGCAUGGUGACGACGUGCUGCAGCACUCUUCUCUGUGUCGAUCACCCUUUCUACCAGACGAAUGCUGUGCUGACGUUCCCUGAGUUCUGCCCAUACAUUGGGGCGGGCGAGCUGCCAGAGAUCAGCACGCGCGCCUUCAUCAAGGAUUGGCCCGUGGAAAAGUAUGCAGAGCUUCCGCCCAAGCCCGGCUUCUACUUGACUGCGGACGGUCCAGCAUUUGAGCCACCCGGUCCGGAGACGGAGGCGGCAUGCGCCCCCACGUUCACCGCCUUUGCCAACCCCCACAUUUCCGCCGAUGCGCCCGGCGAGACCUUCCAGGAGUUGCUGGCCGCGGCGGGCGGAAGUGUGGAGAGCCUCGGCCUGCCUGAAGGCGCCAACAGCAACCAGCUCAAGGCCAAGGCGGCGCUAGACUGCGGCCCGCCGGGCAGUCUCGCCACCGAGGCGAGUUGAGGCACGUACUCCAUAGACGUGAGACGAGUGAGGAUACAACAUGCACAUGCAGUACACAUUGAUUCGUGUUGUGUGCAAAAGAGGUGAUAUGUGUGUGAAGUGACAAGUGUGUCACUUGACACAAUGACACUGUGAUCUACAUAAGGUAAGG
Messenger RNA from Emiliania huxleyi CCMP1516, 902 nucleotides. RefSeq lists its product as hypothetical. The record is from RefSeq and is a predicted model, not a curated record. The coding region runs from base 35 to 751 and encodes 238 amino acids. The transcript has a single exon. Lineage: Eukaryota; Haptophyta; Isochrysidales; Noelaerhabdaceae.